GAGCCGUAUGUGAGCUCCGGCAACAGAUGGAGGACACCCAGCACAAAUCUGAAGGGGUGUAGGCUCUGAUGGGGGAGUACGGACCAGCUACCAAACGUGGCUCUCCAAUGAGGAACUGAAACAAAGCUUAGUCGGUCAGACCUCAUUGAGAAUUUCUUGCACUUUUACAUUCUUGGUUGAAUUUUUCUCUUUUUACCUUCAUUUUCCACUGGAGGCCUCAAAAGCCUCGGGCUAGAUUUUGCUUCAGACAGACCCGAGAGCAAGAAGACAUCUGCGGGAUUGUUUGAAAAGUCUCGUAAAAGUAUUUGCCAGAAACUUACGUUUUGAAUUCGUCUCAUGUAUAUUUUUUUAAGUCGAUAGUGUUCACACGAUAGAAAAACGUGUAAUAAAAAAAAGUUAAGGAGACAGUUGGCUACCUUGCUAUGAUGCUAUUUAGCUAGCUAACGUUACCGAGCAGCUACACUCAUCUUGAAUGAAUGAAUUGAACCCUGCAUUUAACUAACAACUGCUAGUUUUUAUUGCUAGAACACGUCGAAUAUUACAUGAGACUACUCCGAUUUUAUACUACAGGGUGAGCCUGAGUGGCUAACUCUUCUUUGACUCUUACACUUAUACCCUCAACUGGACAGGAAUGCGAUCCCAGGGAGUUGGCGGACAGCGGCGAUUUAGCACGCAAAGAUAGUCCCAAUACUGAGAAAAGCCUGGUAAUGUGUAUGAAGCAGAAGGAGGCUAAUUUGAGCUAGCUACACAUAUUUGCACUACUUGGACUUGGCUGGAAUAGUGUGGAGCUUUAUCCCGACUCAGAAUGGGAAACACGGUGACAUGCUGCGUCUCUCCCGAGUCAAGCCCCAAACUACCGUCGAGACAACCGGCGGAGCGGCUGGAGGAGCUGGAGACCAGCACGGAAGUGAGCGAUGAUAACACCUUGCCCUACCUGCAGCAUAUCAGCGACAGAGAGGUCCCUGACGAGCUGGCCUUUGAGUCUAACCCGUCUGACCACGCCCGAGCGAGCACUAUCUUCCUGUACAAGUCCCAGACAGACGUACGAGACAAGAGGAAAAGCAACCACAUAAACCAUAUCAGUCAUAUAUCUCCUGGUCAACUGUCAAAGAAAUACAGCUCCUGUUCAACUAUCUUCAUAGAUGACAACACCGUCAGCCAGCCAAACCUCAAAAGCACAAUCAAAUGUGUCACGUUAGCAAUAUACUACCACAUCAAAAACAGGGACUCGGACAGGUCACUGGACAUUUUUGAUGAGAGGUUGCACCCCUUAUCAAAAGAGCCAUUGCCAGAUGACUACUCCCGUGUGGACCCAGAACACAAAGUGAUCUACCGCUUCGUCAGAACGCUCUUCAGCGCUGCACAGCUCACUGCAGAAUGUGCCAUUGUUACUCUAGUGUACUUGGAGCGCCUGCUUACCUACGCUGAGCUGGAUAUCUGCCCCUGUAACUGGAAGCGCAUUGUCCUGGGAGCCAUCUUGCUGGCCUCCAAAGUCUGGGAUGACCAGGCUGUGUGGAACGUCGACUACUGCCAGAUCCUCAAAGAAAUCACCGUGGAGGACAUGAAUGAGAUGGAGCGCCAAUUCCUGGAACUUCUCCAGUUUAAUAUCAACGUGCCAGCCAGUGUCUAUGCCAAGUACUACUUUGAUCUGCGGCAGCUGGCUGAUGACAACAACCUCAACUUCCCUCUGGAGCCUCUCGACAACCAACGCGCCAAGAAACUAGAGGCCAUUUCAAGACUUUGUGAAGACAAGUAUAAGGAUCUGUGUAAAGCAUCGAUGAGGCGAUCCUGCAGCGCAGACAACCUGAUCGGUGUGCGACACACCAACGCUGUGCUGUCGUAGGCCGACUGCUGCCCUCAUCUCAAACCCAGAGACCCCACAGCCAGCCCGGAACAAACCUCCCAGGCUCCACUCAUCCUCAUCAGGCAGGAGGCAGACAUGUUUCUGUACGAUCUGCCCAAACAAUUAUCUGCAUUACGGCUUGAGAGCUGCAUGACUGCAAAAUUACACUUGAAAUUGGUGUUAACUUAAAACUAUUGUUUUCACAGUCCCUUAUUUAUUUCAUACUUGUCCCUUAUUUCUCAGAGAAAGUGUUAAGUAGGACUGCUCUACUGCAGUUAUCUCUGAGGACUAGUCUUUGUUUUGUCAUAAAAGUGUAAUUUCUUUCCCCCAAAAUAAUAUUUGAUUUAUUCCAUUCAUCCUGGCAUUAUUCUGUUAGUCACUGGAACUCCAUGAGAAGACAAAAAACAACAAUUAUCACAAACAUGAUUUGAGUCCAACAAGGUCUCUCAAACAAUACACAAACAGGAGGAAACAGUGCAUUUGUUGGACUAAUUUUAUUGGUGGAUUAAUACAAAAAAUUGUAUUAGAUUGUGUAUUGACUCAAGAUAAACAGUGUACGAUACACAACAACUAAAGUGUGUGUUCAUAGUAAUGAAGGAACAUUCCACCCAGUGCGACAGAGUGUGUCAUCGAGGUGUGUUCAUAGUUUUUGUCAGAGAUGCAGGUUAUCAGCUGGUCUUUUUUUGUCAAACACACAAUGUCGUAAGUGAAUUCAAGAGAUUAAGGAAUCAUGAGGUCACUCUCAAACCUUUGUUGUCUUUUGAUAUUUGAUCAGGUCAAAUGCAAAAACUGUUCCUUGUAAAUGACAGGUAAUACCAAAAGUUAUUUUUGAGAGUGUAACAAAAGACUUGUUUACUGUUAAUAACAGUGGUGUUUGAUACUAUUUCAGUAUAUUAUCUACACGUAUACAUUUGGAUGGAGCACAAAGCAUGUCAAAGUAUUAAACUAUAAAUAUUGCACAGGAUUGGGCUGCAGUACGCCAACCUUCAGUCAGCUGUUGUCUUUUUGUAGUGUGUUUUGGAUUUUGGAGUGCCAAUCUGGGGUCAGUUACACUUUCCAGAUCAGUAUUGUUACCGUUUGGCUCGAUACAGCAGUUAGGUUGAAAUAAUGACUAAAUCUAGAUUGGGUCCAGUCUGUCCACCCUCAGUAUUGUGCCCCCUCUGCCAUCCUGACCCCUCCUCAAAGAGCCCGUAGACAGAUUACCAACAUUGUUUUUUCCCAGGCCCGGAUCAGAGCUUUCAAACAAACUACAUAGAUGUUGAGGGGGGGGGAACACUGAUGGAUACUCCCCUCCUUUUUGCUUACUAUGUAGGCUAUCUAGCUGUGAAAUGUGUCUUGUUUUUAAUUGAAAAAAACAUUUGCAGAUGGAGUAUUUUAAAUAAACACUAAUCAUAUAACAAAGAA
Molecule: messenger RNA, 3247 nt
Organism: Trematomus bernacchii (emerald rockcod)
Lineage: Eukaryota; Metazoa; Chordata; Actinopteri; Perciformes; Nototheniidae
Gene: ccnyl1
Product: cyclin Y-like 1
Exons: 10
Coding region: 806-1843 (345 amino acids)
Biological process (GO): regulation of cyclin-dependent protein serine/threonine kinase activity; regulation of canonical Wnt signaling pathway
Cellular component (GO): plasma membrane
Molecular function (GO): protein kinase binding; cyclin-dependent protein serine/threonine kinase activator activity
Source: RefSeq, a predicted model, not a curated record